GGUCACUUAAGUUUCCUCUUACCUCCGACCAAACAUGACACAUCUCUCCCUUUUAGUGUCUUUUAUAUUGGCGGCCUGCUUUCCUGUUACCACCGUAGCCUUCCUGCCUCGAGUUCUCUCAGGAAACGGAAAGUCGACAACGCGUGAUCAUGCAAUGAUAACAAAGGAAGGAUUUCUAAAACCGCUUCUCUAUUUUUUUGUUGAGAACCCGCAGUAUUUAAAAAACGAUUCACUAACAGACGUUUUGGAUCAUCUUCUAUCGAUUGAUGUUCAAGAAGCUAUACAAGUUACUAUUGAUAACAUAUCGCCGCAGAUCAAGUUUCUCAAUGCUUUAAACGAAAUUCAGAGCGCCAACGCUGAAAUUGAUUCUUUCCCGUUUAGUACCUCUGCUUCUGCUCACUUCGAUGGCGAGCAGUUUGAGCAAGGAGCUACGCGGCUCGUGCAGCUACGUCAAGAGCUUGUCACGAUGCUUCUUCAAGGAGAUAAACUACAACAUGCAAGAAAUUUGGCCGGUGAAGCUUUGCACACCCUGCAGGAUUUUUACAGUCAUUCCAACUGGAUAGAACUCGGCAAUCCAGUACCGUAUGACAUUUUAGGCCGUCCCGGAAGUGAUAUCCCGAAAGAGAAUAUUGCAUCCCCCAACGAAGCAACAUGCAAGGACUGCAAACCAGGGGAAUGUGAAAAUAACUUGAUCACAAUGAAGCUUACUAGUGGAUAUAGGUCAGAUCAAGACAUCAAGAAGCCUGAGAAUAUGGGAAAAUGUAGCCAUGGUGGGACAAUGGAUGAGAGCCGUCUGAAGCCAGCAACCGGCGGGAUUAACAAAGAUUCGACUUCUACACUUGUUUCGCCUCACGCGAGGUAAGAGUUGGGUUUAUGAGAUACUUUCCUCGUCGCAAGGCCGUGGAACCUUUUUUUUAGUCUCGCCUUAGUUGACUACAUUUGACUGUCCCAAUUAUAAAACUUCAUAUAAAAACAAAACAAAAAUAGCUACACUUGUGAAUUAUUAUAAAUACACAGUGUUGAAUUCAGCCCUGUUAUAAAGAAAUCAUAAUAAGUAAUAUGAAUAGAUACAUAAAAAAAUAGAUAAAUUACCCACUUCAGUAGAAGAGGUUUAUAGUCUAGCGAUCGUAGUGGGGGAAUCAGUCUUGAAACCUAAUUAAUUAACUCAGACUUAUGCAGCAAAGAGAGGAACCUUAGACUGUCGCUUACGAUUUGCACAGUUUGUGUUUAGCACCCAAGGGCAAUGUUAUUAGUUAGGUUACGUGAGUUAGGUAAUAAUUUGCUUCCUACCUUAAAAAAAAAAACAAAACAAAACAAAACAAAAAAAAAGCAGGUUUUGAUCACGGUUUUGAUGCAUCAAGCUUUAAGCAACGAUCACAACAAACCCACAAGACAUGAGUCUUUUUUUGUAAAUAAUCAGCGUUGUGACUUAAGGCUAUAGCAUAUAGAAGAGAGUCUCUUAUUCGAGCAUACCAAACCAUCGUACGUACACACAUGUAAAAACAUGCAAACGCAUUACUUGAAUGCAAAGACGUGCGUGACAGUAAACUUUUAAGCAAUACUCGAAACUUUACUUUGAGUGAUCGCAUUCCUGAGUGUUCCAUCAUAGAAAUGACGUCAAAAUAAUCCGUGAAACUUCCGUUUAGGUUUUGAAGAAUUUGACGUCCUUUCUGUGAUCAAUCUACCAAAUAAAUAUUGUUUGUUCAUGUUAUCUAAGAAAAUAAUGCACUCUCGAGAUCUAUGAAAACUGCUAGCAAGCCCCAAGCGAGUACAUUUAACGGUUUUUGUAAAUCUCAAAAGAGCAUGCUAGAAAACAUAGAAGACUGCGAAAGACGAGAUAAUCAGCAUGUGACGAGCGUGGGGAUCUCAUGAUCGAGCGCUCGCUUUAUCCACUGACCUAUGAAGAGUAGACAAGUGCAGAAUUGGCUGAGUGAUUUGGAAGCUGAUUGGCUGAUUGAUUUUGUUUAUUGCCUGAAACGCGUCAUAGGCUGAGACAGUAUAUAUGGACUUCCUGUGCUUACAUCUGACAUCAGAAGCUUAUUUUAGUUAACCAAUAGCAAACUGCAUCCUUUGUGUAUGGCCUGGAAUCGCCUGGUGUAAGCGUAGCAAGGAGGGGGGGGAGGGGAGGGGGAGAGUGGAGAUGGUAUGAUGGUAAGAAGGGGAAGAAUACGGAACAGCUGUUCUUAGAGACGGAUAACCCCUUCAUGUCCAACAUCUUCUUAUCAUUCGAAAGCUCAAUCUAACGAUCGCUAGAUAUUGAGACAAAGUCGUUCCCAGGGUUUUCUAUUACUCGUCCCUUCGGAACGAGAGAACGAGAGAGGGAAGAGAAAGAGAAAAUCCUGGGAACGAGGUUUAAUAUAAGAGCAUACGCACAGCUAAUCAAAUGUGUUACCUCUCUUCUUCUUUCUCCUGUUUGUUUUUCUUUUUAGCUUGCAUAAAAUUGCCGCUGACCUUGCUAUCGAAGCCACCAGCAUAUUCCUGAGUGACAUUCGCUCUACUGUUGGUGAUGACAUCUUCGCAAAAUUUCUGAACUUGAAGUCGGAGAAUUCCAUGGCGUUAGUGAUAGAUGUAUCUGGGAGCAUGAGCGGUGAGUUAAAAAUAAUGAUUCCUUUUUUAUGCCAAAAAGCAUAAAGCUUAAAUAAAACUCCCCUGUGGCUAUCAUUUUUGGUUGGAUAUUUGGGUGGACCAGUAGGCCUGGGCCUCGAUUGUAAAACAGUAUGGCUUUUUGGACUUACGAUGACUCCAGUCAUACGACAGAAAUAUCCCAAAGCCAGUGGCGGAUCCAGGGGAGGGGGGGGGGGGGACCGGCCCCUUAAUUUUAGACCAGACGAAGGCCCGAAGGGCCAAAAAAAAAUUUUUGGACACCGCCCCCCAGGCUACAUUUUUAGUCAGGCUGGAAGCGUUUACAACGAAUAGAAGCGAAAUUGGAGGACAAAAAAAUUACAAUCCCACAGUAAGUAGUUUGUAGUUUCGUGGGUGGCUCGCUCGUUACAACAUACAACAUACAACGCAGUACACUACAACGCAGUACACAAUUUUACUAUUAAGCGGUCUUGAGACUUGCGGAAUAAUGUGGUUAUAACUCGCUUUCUAUUUUGUUUGCACCAGAUGAAAUCAGCGAGGUGAAAAGAGUAUCGAUCGAUUUUGUUCAGCGAACUUUACAAAAGAAAGGAGCAUCUUUCACUUACAUUCUUGUGCCUUUCAGCGAUCCAGGUAGGUCGCCUGAUUUAUCAACAUUUACUGCUCAUCAUCCAACAAGGCGAAGAUAAGAAGAACAAAAAACAUGUGGACCUUACACUAGCUUUUCCUUAUUACACUUGUGACGCACGCUUUAUCUCCGUACUCCCCUGCUGAUUAGAAAAUCGAGACUUUUCCCUUUGGUCCGUGAUUUAAAACAAGGGAACGCUUGUCCAAUAAUAACCAUGCUCAUUGCUGAUUGCCUCAGAAAAUCAUCAGAAGCUCAACAAGAGACUGUUCAUUACCCGCCCCCUAUCAAAACACGGCAUGUAUCAAAUAUUUUUUGGGAGCAAAUUUGGGUGUAAACACCCAACUCACUUGAAUGGUAGCAGUAAAAUAAUGAUUAGCUUUAUAAAACUGCCGUUUAUCUAGUCCAUUGUUAUUUACAACGUUACUCUUUCCCUUUAUAGAGGUGGGUCCUGUUACAGUAACAAGUGAUGCAAACACAGUGAUCGACGCAGUUAACAACUUAACUGCUUCUGGAGGCGGGGACUGCCCUGAACUAGGCAUGACGGGUGUUUACCAGGCCCUUCUCCACUGUCCUCCGGAGACCAUCAUUUAUUACUUCUCAGACGCAGAUGUGAAAGAUGAGCAUAGAGAAAGGGAAGUCAUGUCCCUGGCUAAGGAGAAAAAAGUCAAGAUCAACUUGAUUUUAUCCGGUGAAUGCGGUCGGCGAAGAAAGCGAGAUGCUCAGCAAUCGGAUCAGUUGUCGAACUUUAUAGAGUCUCGCCGUCACCGUACAAGGAGAAAUGCUCAAAGUCAAGCCCUGUACCAGGCCAUCGCUGCCCAAACAGGUGGACAAGUCCUUGAAACUACCAAGGCCGGAGUGGCUCAGGUUGUUGAAGUCAUUGAUAGUGGAGGUUCAUCUAACUCAUCGGUUGCCCUCAGAAAAGUGGAGUUGUUGAAUAUGAAGGAAACUAGAACUCAGUCCUUCAGUGGUCAAGUUCACUUCGUGGAUGUCGACAGCACGUUACAACGUUUGGUUUUUGUACUAACGGCAGCUAAUUUGCCAAGCUUAGAUGUCAAAACUGUAGAAGGUAUGUAAAGUACGCCCCUAUCAGGGACACCCAACGAGAAUAUAGUUCAAAACCACUUAAACAUAGCAUUGUUAAACGUCUUUUAGUAUUUAAACGGUAGAUAUAGACAUAUUUUUAUCCACUAAAAUUUUUUCAUCUGUUCGGAUUUCCUAGCUGAAAGUCUAGUGAUCCGAAAAUUAUAGGGAUGAAAACUUACCUUUUCGAAAAUUUCAGCCAGAAAAAAGGCUCCCGAAAAUUCUAAGGUGACCUUUUUAGAGUAAAAAAUCCGUUAAAAAUGGGAAAUUAUACCAUUUUUUAGAUGUUCGACAAUCCUAGGAGAGGCAGGCAAGCAAGAAAUUUUGGCACAAAUGGUCCGAAAAUUCUAGAUUUCAAAUCGUCUUCCGAACAGAUAUUUUCCGAAACCUGACGUUGGGUGCCCCCGACCUGUGAAUAAGUAUGAAUAUUGAGCUCAUUCUAUCCUGCAUUAGAGCAUCAACCGGAAGAUGAAAGAUCUUCGUAAUUAAAAAUCCAGUGAGGAGGUAAAAAUAAAAAUAACAUUUCAACAAAAACUUUACAAAAGUCUUCUAGAGAUAGCCUGCCUAAAGCGUAAAAAGUUGGUAAAAAAAAACUUGUAAAUUUUAGUUUGUUCACCCACGAAGCACUUAACAGUUCUUUUCAACUUGUUUAAACGUGUCCGUGCGUUCUACAUCGAAUUGGAAUUUGGAAAUGUUGGUUAUUGAGGGGAGGGAAAACCGGAGUACCUGGGGAAAAACCUCUCGGAACAAAAGACAGAACCAGCAACAAACUUAACCUUAUGGCGUCGACGCCGGGAUUUGAACCUGGGCAACACUGGUGGGAGGCGAGUGCUCUCACAACUGCGCCAUCCCUUGCUACCCAAAAUCAUCACGAUAUUACCAAAACAGUCAACUAUAUGUAAAAGACGACUGCUUACCAAAUGUAGACAAGGUCAUUAAAUACUCAUUACGUUGGGUCGGGAGAUCUACUUCCUUCAAACACUCGUUUUAUUCCUUGAAGAGUUUAUUUUCAAAACUUUAAUUUUACACUGAUAUUUUUUCACAGGAAAUUCAUUGCUACUCAAAAAUGUAACCAAGUCAAAUAAGCUUCUUAUUACAGAAGCUAGUAACUUGAUUAGCGGGACCCUAAAGCUUGCAGUUUCCUGUGUUGGUCCAUACACACUUCAAGUAACCGGCUCCAGUCCUCUUGACUUCACUUACCAACUUUUAGACGUAGAAGACCUGGAACGAGGAACUACAAGGCGUGUCGUAGGAAAUCCUUUGAGAGGUAAGGGGACAUGCAAAUAAGCCGUAUGUACGGAAAGUAAGUAAAAAAACCACUUUUCUGAAGACUUUUUUUUUCUUAAACAAAAUUACAAGUUAUGUUAGCAAUAUCUGGAAAACAGUACGAUAUUCCAUUCUUUCAUUUCUUUUAAAUAAACGUUUCCCUUUCUAGUUUGACAGCUAUGUUCGUGAAUACGUGAUUAAAUUUUUAUGAAGUUUCAUCGACGCCUGGCGGACGUAUGAGACAAGUUGAUUAUACUACGUUUCAGGGAAUAACCCUCCCUUUUGACGUCUAAAAUCUCAUUUACAGGGCAAACAUUGUUACUUACGGUGGAUUUCACUGGUAAGGAAAUAGAGAAAGCAAGCAAUUUAACACUUGUGGGCGUGAACGGAACCGACCUCCAAACAUUUAACAUCACAAAAGGAUCUUACAAGAACUCCUAUUUCGUUACCUUUGCUCCAUCUCCAGAGAAAUUUAGGCUCAAGGUGACAGGAACAGACAAAACUGGGGCUCGCUUUCAGCGUGUAAAGCCAACUCUGUUUACUCUUGGUGACGUUAAACUGUCCCAAAAUGUGGACGGUAGAAACAGCUCAAACACGAUUAUUCCCGGGAAAACUUUAGAGGUAGAAAUUAACGUUAAAAACUCCGGGGACACGCAAACCUUGUAUUUCACUGCAUCAGACGACCUGGAGUAUUACAAGAGCAUAAGUCCCUCGAAAGGCACCUUGGGAAUGAAUGACACGUUGGUUCUUCGACUUUCCCUGCUUGCCCCUAGCAACGCAAAAUAUGGCGUGACAAGCACUGUCACGGUAUUUGCGUCACAGAAUCUUGACUUCACGCAGGUUGUUAAUUUCAUGGUUUUGUUUGUUACUGUGGCAUCCAAGGUAAGAAUUUAUAGAAAGAAAAACGGACACAGUACUUUAAUUAAUGCGGUGCCAAGGUAACGGCUCAAAGUGGUGUUCAUACCUUGUGUACCCGCCAGAGUACGUAUUCACUCCAUUUUGCGUUAUCCGACGCAGUUUUUGAAACUUAGAAGUAGCAGGGAGUUUUGGGUAUGGAAACCAAUGGACAGCUUCGGAACUAGCAGAAAACUUGAGCAAACAGGGAGCCGCUGCCUACGCUAGUGCCUUAGUACAAGGCCCGACAUCGCGUUAAAACAACUGGCGUGGGUAUACUUGAAAAAAGGGUGUCUUCACAUUAGUGCCAAACGAUAUGCCGUACUCGGGCAGUGCCUGGAAACCAACCAAUUGUAAACAGGCUACUUACUCUCAGUCGCUAUAUAUGCGUUAUCGUCCAAGCGUGAGGUCAAGAUGGCUGGACAGGACAUUAAGCUCAAUUACUAGCCGCUGAUCGGGAAAUGAGCCCGCGCUCCACCCCCGAACAGGCUUCUCAGGGAGUGUCUCGAGCCUUGGCCAAGUUCUUUUUUUGCGUUCUUUUUUUAACUUCGUCUCGGGAAAUAAAAACGCAAAAUAAUAAUAAUAAUAACAAAAAAAAAAACGAGGCCAAUAUUUGGCCAACUUGACUGAACAAGCUUGGUCAAUAAAUGAUUCAUUAUAUGGCUAAACUGGAGAACUUUUGCUUGCGGGACCAGCGCGGGAAAUCCCGAGCGGGCAAGAUGGCCCCAUCUUGCUCGGUCUGGUGGCCAAUCAGAAUGCAUGAUUAUUCGCUUCAUCUUGCCCGCUUGCGAAUUCAGCCAUGUAAAAAGAAACUUUUUGUUUAUCCAUGUCUGAAACAUAGCCAAUCCUACAGAGAAUUAUUCUUUGCUCUUGAACACCGUAGGGAGAUUAUUUUCUCUCUCUAAGAUGGUCGAUUUGCUUUGACAACUCAGUUGUUAACACCACAUUUUCCUGUUGUUCCACCACACAGUUUCUUCAGAAACCAACCCCUUGUAAAUUUCUAAACACAUUUGCUCCUAUCCAUUGUUGGAGAAAACGCGUUUUCAGUCGUUUAGUCAUUGCUAUUAAUACCUAUUUUCUCGUUGACUUUAAUAAGAAAGCCAUUGUUUUUUAAUUACGUCACGUCUUUCAAUUUAUAGAACCCUGACCUUGACCCUCCCUCAUGUACAGUGGUAAGCAAGACCGGGGCAUGUGCAAAGGUAUACGGCAGACCGGACUGCAUCUUAAACGCGUGGAAAGCGAAAGUCAUGUUCAUUGAUGCUGGAGAAGGACUGUCAUCGAUAACAACACGAGACAAUAAAAACGGGACCCUUGAAGGUAAGUGCAACACAUAGAGUGAAAUGAACAUGAAGUCGAUACACAGCUCUAUGUUGAAAAUUUGCAUUUGGAACAUGUUCGCAAACGAAAAAGUGGAGUUUCGUUUAAAGGCGAUGUAACUGGAAAUUUAUACUUGAAACAAAAAACUUCGAGCUUCUGCAAAGAAAAUUAAAAAUUGACGUCAUACUUUAGUUGAAUGAUUAACUAAUAGAAAAAUGUGACGUGAUUAAAUCAGAAAAUAAAAUAAAUAAAGAUUAGCACUUCUACUAGGUGGUUCUUCGUUUCCCUGAUUCCUGGUCGAAUUGGAAUUUGAAAAUGUUGGAAUUUGGGGAGAGGGGAAAACCGGAGUCCCCGGAGAAAAACCUCUCGGAGAAAAGGAGAGAUCCAACAACAAACUCAACUCACGUUAUGAGUCAGUUACCGUAUUUCGAUUUCGAGUCUGUGCUUUGAAAGACACAACCGAUUUGUUUUGAGAAAUCUCUAAUACGUUAAAUCUUGAUGAUUUAUUCUUGAAAAUUUGAAAUUUUUGGGUCAUUUGAGAUUGAUAAAGUUAUUUUUUCUUAAUUUGUACUUAACGUUUACUGCUAUUAUGGUCCCUCAGAUGCAUUUGAAUUUAGUUGGAAUGGCUAAAACCGAUAAUCGAACGCAUAAGUGGUUUAACCUUUUCUUUAGUUCAUCCAACUUUCCAGGAAAAAUCGGUUUUUCUAGUUACGACUCACGUAGCAUGGCUCCAUUUUCGCGCGAACUUAAAUAGACCAAUCGAAGAGAUUUGUCCUUCACAAAGACCAAUUAUAGAAAACUUCUCAGAGCUUUCCUUGUCUCUGCUGAAGCCAAAACGAACAUAAACAAACGUAAACAAACAAACAAAAGAAUAUUUCUCGAAUGGAGCAUAGCGGAUCGAUGUUUCGCUAUUGACCAGGUCAAUGGUAAACAUGUUGCAAAUUCAAUUUUCUCCAACGAAGCUGCUUUUGCGUAGAUGUAACCUCAUGUACAAAACGAUAUUUUUGUGUAAUACCCCUCUUGAAACUACAUAACACUUCAACACUUCAUGCAAAGUUUCGAGUCUUAAUGAAAAUAUUUGUGUUUAUUUUUUUAGUUGGCAGGUUCAAUCAGGGUGUAGUAAACAAAUCGAUCGUUGCAACAUACACAUCUAACUGUUGUCAUCCUGGAGUGCUUUUCGUCGGGCUUGACCUUGUAGGAAAUAUGGGCACAUGUUCCAUCAGCCUUGUACCUGAUAUAGUGUCUAUGAGAGCCAAACCAAGCACCACAACACUGUCCCUCUCUCCUGGAAACACCACCAAGGUCCCUUUUAAACUCGUCAACCUGGGCUCUAAAGGUUCAGUCUCAUUUGAAGUGACUAAAACACCUGCACUUAUUAGUUACGUAAUGCCUUUUAGCCUCGUUCUGAAAGCAAAUGCCAGUUUCGCUGGACAAGUGGUUAUAAAGUCACGUGGUGAGGUCCGAAAGCCGCAGAAUUUGACGGUCAAAGCUGUUAUACAACCAGGAACUGUACAUGAAAGAAAGAUCGCGUUAUUUUCUAUUCAAGUGGCUUUAUCUAGAAACAAGGUAAAGUUUUUGUGAUACCCAAAUUUUAUUCAAAAAUGGCGGCAAUACUGCUUUUAUUAUUUUUCGUUUAUAUGUUUUCUUUUAGCGCUCUUUGCCUCAAUUAAAUGUGUACAAUUCAAAUUAGCUUUACCUUGCAACGAUGUAUUAAGAGCCAAUUAUUAUAAAGACAAAAGAAUAACUACAUUUGCCGCCUUUCUGGAGUAAGCUGUGUAACCUUUUGGUAUAAAAUUUGUUCGAUUUGGCUGCAAUUUACAGUCAUAUACUAUCAACUAACUUGAACUUUGUUCAAUUGAUUUUUCAGUGUUUUUUUGGUGUUCAUUAGUUCGUCAAACAUAUUUCUUUAGGGACUUUAAGAUCCAAGGAAGUGAUGGCAGCAAAAGCAUUGUUUGAAAAGUGAAUUUGCGUUCUUUUAGCCUUUCUCGCGAUUAUUCCUACCCAUGCACUUACUUUAAUGUAGGCGCCCCCUCCUGGUGCUGAAUUCCUUGGGACAGUAUCCAAGUUCAGAAAAAGAAAUAAAAUUUCGUCGUCGAUUGUUUACGUCCUCUAUAAAACGUGUACUAGGCAAUGUCACGUCGUCGACCUGCAAGAAUGGCAAACUAAGAAAGUGUGAUACCUGGAGUGCAAAGUUAUUGUUUUGCCUAUCAAACCUAUUGUUUUUUUAACGUUCUCGUUGCCACUGCGCUGUCAGAUCUUAAAGUCCCUAUUACCAAACGAACGUAAUGGUCCAUUGCCAUGGUUACUAGUGAGCUUAAUCCUUCUAUGGUGGCCAGUUUGUUUUGUCAACUCUUUAAUUUUAAAACUAUCUUCUGAAAACAUUCAAUUUAAUUAAACCUUGCAGAACCCAGAUCUUUCUCCUCCAUCAUGUACGGUAUUUAACCAAACUAGAUCUUGCAACAAUACACAUGACAGAUCAAAAUGCAUGUUGAGCACGUGGCAUGCACGUGUCGUUUUCAUCGAUACUGGAGAAGGUCUGGCGUCGAUAGCAACACAAGGCAACGACAACGGAACUCUACGAGGUAGGUGACGUUUGUACAACCUUAGUACACUCUGUGCCUUUGACGAUUAAUUACGUCAUUAAUUACGCUCAAUUAGUGUGUUUAAUAGUGCUUUUCACAUAGUUGUACUUAUUGUCUCACAGACUCUCAGAUAAGAAGGUGUGAAAUUUCUUAUGCUUAGCAGACGAAUGCGACACUUAUUUUCUUGUGUAUUUAUUAUUGUUUUAGUCGAUGCUUUUAAUCUGGGUGCAGUAAACACAUCCAUCACAGCUUCUUUCACAUCUAACUGUUGCCAUCCCAGAGUGCUUUUCGUCGGUCUUGACCUCGUUGGUAACAUGGGCACUUGUUCUGUCAGCCUUGUUCCUGAUAUUGUGUCUCUCAGAGCCAAACCAAGAACCACAGCUGUGUCCAUUUAUCCUGGGAGCACCACCAAGGUCCCUUUUACACUACUCAACCUCGGCUCUAAUGGUUCCUUCUUAUUUGAAGUGACGAAAACGCCUGCACUCAUCAGUUACGUUAUGCCUUUGAGCCUCAUUCUGGCAACGAAUGCCAGUGCUGUGUGUCACGUGGUCAUCGAGUCACGUGGUGAAGUCAAAGAGGUGCUAAACUUGACGGUCAACGCUGUCUCACAAUUAAGCAAUGUAAAUCUCAGAAGGGUGGCAUUAUUUUCUAUCCAAGUGUCUGUGGUGCCAGCCUUUCCUCAUUUGCCUUUAGAAGCUGCUGUAACCAAAAAUCGUUUCUCUCUGACGGAUGGGGGAAGACUAGAGGUCAAUUUCACAGUACAGAAUUUAGCUUUGGACGACACCUUCACAUUUCACGUAAGCAAUUUUUGCUCCGUACAAAAUUAACCGGCUCUGAAAUAACACGAGAGAGAGAAAGAGGCAGAAAUCGAGCCUUCCCUGCCGUAGGUAAAGAAUUAGUAACUCUGUUGCACUAAUUUCUGGUUUUCUCUGAUGACGCAACUAAAAAUGAUUGAAGAAAAAGAAAAAGCAAAACAAAAAACCUUCAAUCAAAGGGAAAUAGAAGGAUGUAAAUAUGCAAAGAUCCUCGCCAAGAUUCAGUAGUCAUUACAAUUUUUCGUAUUCAAGAUAUUCGGUGAAAUGAUGUACCUAAAUUUAUAGAGCUUUGUACGAAAACGCCAUGUGCUCAUUCGGAUGGACACCAACAUGGCGGCCGGAAACCAACAGAAGUAUCUUUCAGUAAGUUUUGCUACUCAGUAAAGCGUGAAUUCAGUCCCUCGAGGAACUCUUAACCAUUAAAGUAAUACUUUUUCUAAAACAAUAACUGUUCCCAUAGCAAAAUGUCUAAAAACAAUUAUUAGUCACUUUUUUAACCGACAUGACAUCUCUCUGUCCACCAUGCAAAUGUCACGUCACACGUUACGCUUUCUUUUUUUAUUGUUAUUUUUUGGUCAAUAGGUGCUCACGAAUCAAUCCUCGUUGAAUGGAAAUGUUGAGCCAUCUCACGUUUUUCUCAGGACAAUGCAGGCCACUUCUUGCCUGUUGAUCCUGACGUCUCAAUCUGAUGCCGCUACAAAAACCGUCACGCAAGUAAACGUGACGGCCACACCAGCAUUACGCAGCACCGGCGUAAAACAGUUUCAAGUCUUCUCUAUCAUUGUAAAAGUAGAUGGCAGUCCUCACACAGAAACGGCGGAUUUGGAUAGUGGGAAAAGACGCCUUAAAACUUUGUACGUUGUGUUAAUAGCCAUUGCAGUUUUCAUUUUGCUGAUAACUCUUAUUUCAGCCGUCGUUUAUCGUCAAAAAAGGGGUUCACUGAGACCAAAAUCAUGCCCUAAAGUUGGCACAUGUUCGGAAUCAUCCAGCAGUCAAUUGCAGCUCCAUAGUAAAUCAGAAGAAGUUACUGUCGAAGAUCUGGAAGACCCCAGUUAG
Porites lobata is the source of this 12218-nucleotide messenger RNA. The record is from the annotation of a GenBank genome assembly. NCBI's taxonomy places the organism in Eukaryota, Metazoa, Cnidaria, Anthozoa, Scleractinia, Poritidae.